UAGUAUGCUUAUUGUUCAACAGAUAUAAGAUGACUGGAAGAGACCUUCGAGGAUUUAUUACGACACACAGAAGUAGCGAUAUAGACAACCUCGUUGUUCGUGUGAAAAAUGGCCUCAAAAGUCCAAAGUAUAAACCUAUCGACUAUGAACAGCUACAUGCAAUUACUGAAGCCAAGAAAUUAGAAUCUACUAACAUCUUGUUAAAGAUUAAAAAGACCGAGUACGCUUCAAAAAUUAACAAAGAACAAAUGCUGUUGAAACGGCAUAACAAAGUGUGGUGGAACGAGCACAAGAGACUGCAUGAAAGCAGGCAAAAGCUUGAAUCUGAAAUACAAACCUUCUUUGAUGAAGGAAGUGAAUGUUUUUUGGACUUGUGGGACUUGCGCUAUAAAUUAUCAAAAGAAUUGGAUGCAUUUCAAGCCAAUACAGUACAACCCAUCUGGCAGCUAAGAGAAGACUUAAGGUUCAGACUGUUGGAAAUGCAGACCAACAGCGAAUGUCCGGAAUAUAAAUUUAAUCCAGAUGCAGUGUUAGAAGAGGUAGAAUUUGUGAAGAAACAACAGAAAAUAAUUUUGGAAAAGCUUCAGCUUGAGAAAGUGGUUUUGGAACAAGAGAUUGAAGAAUUCACAGAUGAAGCAUUGGCAUGUUCUUUAAAAGAGAGGACUGCACUCUUUCAUGAGAUUCCGCCACAGUUAUUGGCCUUGGAAUGCCCAUAUCCUGAUCUGAAAGCUUCGGUGUUUACGGAAUUUCAUAAACUUGCAGAUGCAUAUUGGCAGAAGUUCCAAGAGAUUGAUCAAGACUUAAAAGUCAUAUUGAGCGCUUUCCAAUGGAGUAAAGAAGAUCUUUGGGUUUAUCAGGUUGUCAUUAGUCAGUACCCAAGUGACAUGCAAGGCAGAAGAACUCUCUACUUGGAUAUGCUACAGAAACUUCUACCUCACAAGUCUAGGCAAAAUCUUGUUGCUCAUGAAAGGGCUUGGGACCACUACCAUUUUAUGAGAAAUCAGUGGAGAGCUUUGCUGUUCAACUGGGUCCAGGCGAGAAAAGCUUUUUUGCUGAAGGCGGUAAUGACUUUGAGUGAAGCUUCUGCUGCUCAUGAGACAGAAAUGAUGUUGGCUAAUAAUAGAAGAAAACAACAGGAAAUAUGUGCGGAUCUCAAAGAAAAGGUUCUACAGUGGCGCGCACAGCAGGAAGAGGCUGCCCAAUUGGAAGCUGCUAUCGCCACCAGAAGAAAGGAAAAGGAAGAAGAAAAUGAGAAGUUUAGAAGAGAAAAAGAAAUGCUUCAGAGAGCAGAGGAUAAAGAAAAAGUGAAAAAGUACUGGGCUGACAAGCAAUGCAAGUGGCAAGAACUGGAAGCAAGAGAUCUAUUGCGUUUGGCGGGAUUUAAGAAAUUAAUGGCUGAACAAGUCAUUAAAGACAAAGAAAGAGUUCAAUUUAGACAAAAGCUGUUGGAAAAGCGAUUGAUGGAGAAAAGAGAGGCAAUCCUUAAAGAAGCCCACGAGGAAGAAGAAAGGAAGAGGCGUCUUGAUGCUCUCAGGCAACAGGUUGCUAUAGUUGCAGAGUUUGAUCCUGCCCGAAUGAUGGCUGACACGGUGGCAUCUAAAGCUCGGAUGGGCAUUGGAACGGAAGAAGAAUUUGUUCUGCUGAAGCCUCUGUUUGAGUUGUAUACAUUCAGCACUGAGCAGAUCAUUUCUGACACCCGUGUUCGGGUGGAGCUAGCUCUCCGAGAAGCUGGACUUCAUAGAACACUUUACGCUCAAGAACUUUUACCUAAAAUCCCUCCACCCAAACUCCCAAGGAGAGACAUGGACUCCACAAUCUUCAAAAUGUAAAAGUGGGAACCU
Elgaria multicarinata webbii is the source of this 1841-nucleotide messenger RNA. RefSeq names its product coiled-coil domain containing 148 (gene CCDC148). Lineage: Eukaryota; Metazoa; Chordata; Lepidosauria; Squamata; Anguidae. Bases 30 to 1829 code for a protein of 599 amino acids. The transcript is spliced from 14 exons. The record is from RefSeq and is a predicted model, not a curated record.